Molecule: messenger RNA, 1268 nt
Organism: Bombus terrestris (buff-tailed bumblebee)
Lineage: Eukaryota; Metazoa; Arthropoda; Insecta; Hymenoptera; Apidae
Gene: Polr1C
Product: DNA-directed RNA polymerases I and III subunit RPAC1
Exons: 7
Coding region: 48-1091 (347 amino acids)
Biological process (GO): DNA-templated transcription
Cellular component (GO): RNA polymerase I complex; RNA polymerase III complex
Molecular function (GO): DNA binding; protein dimerization activity
Source: RefSeq, a predicted model, not a curated record
AGAGUUAUCGGUAGAUGUAACCUCAAUAUCAUAACAAAUAUUAAAUAAUGGAAGGAAGUCGAAAAUCUCGUGUUAUUCUUGAAGAACAUGGUAUACCGAAUGCUUCUGAAUAUACUAAUUAUCAACCACAACAAGAUUGGAACUUGCAUAAUUUUAAAAAAGAAUUCAAAAUACAAGUGAUAAGAGAGUCUGAAGAUGAACGAGAGUUAGAGUUUGAUUUAAUAGGUUAUCCUGUUGGGUUUGCUAAUGCAUUUCGUAGAGUCCUUUUAAGUGAAGUACCAACUAUGGCUAUAGAAAAGGUUUAUAUUGUAAAUAACACAAGUUUAAUUCAAGAUGAAGUUCUAGCUCACAGAUUGGGUUUAAUACCACUUCAAGCUGAUCCAAGAUUAUUUGAGUAUCCUUCAUCCACUAUUAAAGAUGAAGAUGAAGUUAGUGAUCAAGAUACUCUAAGAUAUGAACUUAAAGUAUCAUGUACUUGGAAUCCCCAAGCACCUAAAGAUUCUCGAAGAACAAAUGAUAUGUAUAGAAAUAGCAAUGUGUAUAGUAAAGAUAUUAAAUGGGUUCCCAUUGGUCGCCAAGCAGAAAUUUAUCCUCGAGGAGCAGAGCAAUUAGGUGUUCUAGAAGAUGAUAUUUUAAUAUGUAAAAUGCGCCCUGGUCAAGAAAUUCAUGUUUUUAUGCAUGCAGUGAAAGGAAUUGGGAAAGACCAUGCUAAAUUUUCUCCUGUAGCUACUGCAUCAUAUAGAUUAUUACCAGAUAUACAAUUAGUAAAAUCUGUCAGAGGAGAAAUGGCAGAUCGUUUAAAAAGCUGUUUUAGUAUUGGUGUUAUAGAAGUAAUUGAAACUAAACCAGGUGAUCCAGAAUCACGUGAAGCAAAGGUUAAAAAUCCUCGCUAUGAUAGCUGUUCUAGAAAUGUGUUUCAACAUGAAGACCUCAAAGGAUAUGUACGGUUAAGUAGAGUACGAAAUCAUAUUAUUUUUACCAUUGAAUCAGUGGGAACAUUACCACCAUCUGUAUUAUUUGUAGAAGCAACUAAGAUACUUAAGGGAAAGUGUAAAAUGUUUUUGGAAGAACUGGAAAACAUUGAAAAAUAGCUAGAAGUAUUAAGAUUUUAGUAAUGACAAUCAAAAAUAUUUUAACUUUUUGAAUUUAGUUAAUUCAUUAAAAUUCAAUUUUAUAAAAAAUGUAAUGUACAAUAUAUUUAAUAAAUAUAUGAAAAAGAUAUUGUAAAUACUAUGUAUAAGAUCUACAAAUAUCUUGACACUAUUAUA